AUGGGGGUGGACAGGCGGCAGAGAGCCUCGGCAGCCCUCUCGCUCGGCUUCCUCUCCUUAAUCUUCUCUAUCACAGCCUUCAGCAGCAGCUACUGGUGUGAAGGAACCCAGAAGGUAGCCAAACCAUUCUGCAGUGGACUUGCAGGUGGCACCCACUGCAUUGGGAUGAACAGCCCAGGUGGGAAUGACAGCAGCAUGGUUCAGUACAUCUGGGAGACGGGAGACGACAAGUUUGUGGAUCGAAAGUUUCAUGCCGGUAUUUGGCAUUCUUGUGAAGAGAUGAUCAGUGGGAAAGGUGAGAAAUGCAGAAGCUUCAUCAGCCUGACACCCCCAGCAGUUCAAGGAGUUCUAUGGCUGUCCAUUGCCGCAGAGAUCCUCUACAUUAUUUUACUCCUGAUGGGCAUCACUCUCAUGUUGAUUGAAAUCUGUCGUUCCAUCAGUGUCCUGGAUGGGCUGAAGCUUAAUGCAUUUGCUGCUAUAUUCACCGUUUUAGCAGGUCUCCUUGGAAUGGUGGCUCACAUGAUGUAUACAACCGUAUUUCAAAUGACAGUAAAUUUUGGUCCGGAAGACUGGAGGCCUCAGAUGUGGGAUUAUGGCUGGUCUUACUGCUUGGCGUGGGUUUCCUUUGCCUGCUGCAUGGCUUCCUCUGUGACCACAAUGAACAGAUACACAAAAACUAUUUUGGAAUUUAAAUAUAAACAGAAAAAACUGGAGAGAAGUCUACAAGCUAAAUCCAAUCCUCCUGUUCCAGAAAAGGCUUGGAAGAUGUACGUUGACACCCUCCAGAGAACAACCGAGGACUUAAUGCAUCCCUUAACAGACAUUCACAACCCAUCCAGUCCUAUGGAAUUUGCAGAGUUAAAUAAUAUUCCUGUGGCACAUUGUGAAGAAUAUUGUUAA
This is a messenger RNA of Thamnophis elegans (Western terrestrial garter snake), 900 nucleotides long. RefSeq names its product GSG1 like 2 (gene GSG1L2). The coding region runs from base 1 to 900 and encodes 299 amino acids. Lineage: Eukaryota; Metazoa; Chordata; Lepidosauria; Squamata; Natricidae. The record is from RefSeq and is a predicted model, not a curated record. The transcript has 5 exons. Gene Ontology annotation, cellular component: plasma membrane.